AUGAAGAAGAUGGGCCUGCGUCCGGGGGCGCGCUGCGUCGAGCCCGGCCGCGUGGUCAAGUACACGCCGUGCUCGAGGCAGCAGGACAUGCGGGACGCCGACGACCUGGACGAGAUCGCGGUGGUGAGCAGCAACGCGGCCCCCGAGAACGUCAAGUAUGGGGCGGGCGGCGGCGCCCUCACGGCCAACGGACCCAGGGUGGUCCCCGGAAUCAUCACCUCCGCUGGCGGUGAGCGCCUGGAGCGCCGGUCGUCGCCCAUGUACGGCGCCAGGUCCUCGGAGAACCUCAAGUCCGCCUCCCGGCAGUCCCUGCUCGAGACCGUCGCCGGCAAGCUACAGCACCGCGGCUCGGCCGAGGUCCGGGCGCGACCCAGCCUCGCCUUCAUCAACAGGGCGCACGUGAGUUCCGACCUUGAGAUCCCGAGAAAGACCCGCGAGCAGCGCCGCAAGGAGAUCAAGCGCGAGUUCGAAAAGUGGGAGACGUCCACGUCGGCGUCGGACCGCGCGCGCUGCAAGUGGACCUUCGUGUUCGACCCGUCGGGCCGGCUCUGCUACUACUGGUCCAUGGUGGUGAGCGUGGCCUUCCUCUACAACUUCUGGGUGAUAAUCUACCGCUUCUCCUUCUGUGAGAUCAGCGGCGCCAGCAUCUUCAUGUGGUUCGCGCUCGAUUACCUGGCCGACUUCCUCUACGUCCUCGACAUCCUGUUCCACUUCCGCACGGGAUUCCUCGAGGAGGGCGUCCUACAGACGGACUCCGAGAAGCUGCGCGCCCACUACAUGAACUCCACCAUGUUCUACAUCGACGCCCUGUGCCUGCUGCCGCUGGACUUCCUCUACCUGUCCAUCGGCUUCAACUCCAUCCUACGCUGCUUCCGCCUGGUCAAGAUCUACCGGUUCUGGGCCUUCCUGGACCGCACCGAGCGCCAUACCAAUUACCCCAACGUCUUCCGCGCCGUCAACCUCACCCACUACGUGCUCGUCAUCUUCCACUGGAACGCGUGUCUGUCGCACAUCAUCUCGACGACGGACGGCUUCGGAUCGGUCGGCUGGUUCCGGAGCAGCGCGUGCGACGCCAGCGACGUGCUGUGCGAGUACCUGCACGCGUUCUACUGGUCCACCCUGGCUCUCACCACCAUAGGCGACCUGCCCAGGCCAAGGACCAAGGGAGAGUAUCUCUUCCUCGUGGUCCAGAUUGUGCUGGGCCUGUUUCUCUUCGCGGCUGUGCUGGGACACGUCGCCAACAUCGUCACCAACGUGAGCGCCGCCCGAAAGGAGUUUCAAGGUAGGUGCUAG
Ixodes scapularis (black-legged tick) is the source of this 1293-nucleotide messenger RNA. Its product is annotated as cyclic nucleotide-gated channel cone photoreceptor subunit alpha. Gene Ontology annotation, cellular component: plasma membrane; intracellular cyclic nucleotide activated cation channel complex. Gene Ontology annotation, biological process: monoatomic cation transmembrane transport. The record is from RefSeq and is a predicted model, not a curated record. Bases 1 to 1293 code for a protein of 430 amino acids. Gene Ontology annotation, molecular function: protein-containing complex binding; intracellularly cGMP-activated cation channel activity; cGMP binding. Lineage: Eukaryota; Metazoa; Arthropoda; Arachnida; Ixodida; Ixodidae. The transcript has a single exon.